AUGUCCCGAUCCGAUAUUUGGAUCGGAUCGGCCGCCGAUAUUAGCAAAAAAAUGCAUAUCAAUAACGGAUCGGCCUGCACGGGAAAAUCCCGAUCCGGACUCCCGAUCCAGUUUGUUUUCAAAACUCCGGUCCGUGUUUUCGAGCGCACCAAUGUGGCGUCUUGCAGUUUGCAGUCCUCCAAUGAACCAACGAAGAAGAAGCAGGAUCAACAACACAGAACCAAGAUGGCGGCCUCCACUCGCUCCGCGUCUAAGGCGGAGAUGCUGCGGGGACUCGUAGCCGACAAGCUGUCCACGGCCGCGCAGGAGAUCUUCGCCGUGGUGGAGAGCACCGUGUCCGGCUACGAGGAGGAGGCGUCGGGCCUGAGGAGGGAGCCUCCUGAAGAGGAAGAGAAGUACUCGUAUGAGCUGAGCGUUGAGGACUCAGGGAGUCGGGACGUCUUCGGCCACGCUGAGGAAGAGGAGGGUGAAGAAGAAGAGGAGGAGUCAGCUGAGGACCCGGUUCAGAGCACCAGUCUGGAUCAGGAGGAUCCGAGGGACCCGGAUCAUCAGAGACCGUCUGUGGAGAGGAGGGCAGCAAAGAACACGGAGGAAGAUCUUCCUCCUCAGAUAAAAGAAGAAGACGACGACAGCGGUGAUGAAAGAAUCGAUGAAAACCGUCCGCAUGCGAGUGCCGAUGACGAGAUUUCCGGGGAGUCGUUCUGUUCUAUAAAGGAAGUCCACUCUCUCUCUGUGACGGAGAGAACAUCAGCCGAUCUUCAUCAGAGUGAAGGUUUAGGGGAGGAUUCAGUGUUCAAGAAACCGAGAGGAGGAGCAGGACCCAAGAAGCACAGCUGUCAGCACUGUGACAAGUCCUUCACCACAUCGAGAUAUUUAAAGAUUCACGAGAGAGCCCACUUUGGAGAGAAACCGUACAGCUGUGACAAAUGUGGGAAAGCUUUCACCACUCCGUUUGACCUGAAGAGACACCAGCGCGUUCACACUCGAGAGAAACUACAUGGCUGCGAUCAAUGUGGAAAAACUUUUUUCGAUCAAAGUAGCCUUAAAGCCCACCAGCGCACGCAUACUGGAGAGAAACCGUAUCAGUGUGAACAGUGUGGGAAAGCGUUCACUCAGUUGGCGCAGUUAAAAAUCCACAAACGCAGCCACACGGGAGAGAGACCGUACAGCUGUGACCAAUGCGAGAAAGUUUUCGCAACUCAAGGUGUCCUGAGGAUCCACAGACGCAUUCACUCCGGAGAGAAACCGCACAGAUGUGAUCACUGCGGGAAGGCUUGCACUACAGCAAGCGACCUUAAAAUCCACCAACGCAUUCACACUGGAGAGAAACCCUACAGUUGUGAUCAGUGUGAGAAAACUUGCACCACUCUGGGACACUUGAAAAUCCACAGACGAGUUCACACUGGAGAGAAACCAUACGGCUGUGAUCAGUGUGGGAAAGCUUUCACUACUGCAAGUAACCUGAAAAUCCACCACCGCAGUCACACUGGAGAGAAACCCUACAGCUGUGAGUACUGUGAGAAAACGUUCACCAUUUCAGCGCUCCUGAAAAUCCACAGACGAGUUCACACUGGAGAGAAACCGUACAGCUGCGAUCAAUGUGGGAAAGCUUUCACCACGCAAGGUAAUCUGAAAAGCCACGAACGUGUUCACGUCGGGGAGAAACCAUACGGCUUGAAUCAGUGAGGAAAAACUUCACAUUUUGAUGGUAGAAACCUGAAAGGACACCAAACAUAACAUGAGUGUAAUAAUUGUUAUUUUAAAUUUGUGGUAUUUGCUGUGCUAAUAUAACAUAACAUGUACUGUAAUACAUAUUGGCUACACAUUUUAAUAACCUAUAUGCUAAAGACUAAAACUACAGUUUUGAACUACAUUUCCCAUGUAUACUUGCUUGACAAAGCACAGAACUGCAUGAUGUAAAUAGGUUCGUUUGAGUUGAACUGUGCCUUGAAAGAGGACGAGAGCAGCGGCAGCAGCACAGGGUGUCCUGUUCAUUACGUCUGUAGGCUACCUGUAGUUUACAGACUAC
This is a messenger RNA of Anoplopoma fimbria (sablefish), 2029 nucleotides long. RefSeq names its product zinc finger protein 436-like. Gene Ontology annotation, biological process: regulation of transcription by RNA polymerase II. Gene Ontology annotation, molecular function: RNA polymerase II cis-regulatory region sequence-specific DNA binding; DNA-binding transcription factor activity, RNA polymerase II-specific. Bases 1 to 1686 code for a protein of 561 amino acids. The transcript is spliced from 7 exons. The record is from RefSeq and is a predicted model, not a curated record. Lineage: Eukaryota; Metazoa; Chordata; Actinopteri; Perciformes; Anoplopomatidae.